AUGUCUCGGGAGCUUGACUAUGACGGUUUGCUAUCUCGAUUCGAUAGCCUCGUCGCCAGUGGCGUGGUGAGUCACCAGGUCUCCCGAGAAACCGAGGUCGAAGAUAACGGUGUCAAAUUCAAAUAUGAAAUCACGGAGUCCCUCACCGGCAAACCCGCUGCAGGACAGGCUCUUGCUUCCCCUAAACAGGCUCCGACUCAUAAUGCAGUCUCGCGCCCGGAAACCUUUGGCCCUGGCAGCGACAUUGCCAAUGUCCAUCCCGAUCUCUUGAUCACCACCAUCCACGACACACACCUCCUCGUGGUCAACAAGUUCAGUGUCUUUCGACCGCAUCUUCUGCUCCUGACCGUGGAUUCGUAUCAACGGCAACCUGAGCCUCUGUCUCAGGCCGAUCUGGAAGCAGCGUGGAAACUCCUCACCGAGACGGACGGCCGCUUCUAUGUCAUUUUCAAUUGCGGAUUGGCUGCAGGAGCCAGCAGGAGCCACAAGCACAUGCAGGCGAUUCCACAUCCUGAUGCACUUCAGCCCAGUGCCUGCGGCUGGAGGUUGUUCCCGGACUAUGACCCUCCUCUGCCGCCGCACUCGAUCCCGUUCGUGCAUUUCAUUCAUCGGUUUGAUAAUCAUGUAGUUUCUGGACCCGAGUUGUUUGAUGUGUAUCUGCGACUCCUCGGGGAUUGCAGGCGUGCGUUGACCAUCCCGGACGAGCAAGCAGAGUGCCCGCACAAUGUUGUGCUCACAGAGAAGUGGAUUGUAACGAUACCACGAUCGAAAGAGAACGUUGGUGGGACGACAGCAAAUAGUGCCGGCAUGAUGGGUUCGGUCUGGCUGCGGGAUGAGCAGCAACUGGAGCAAUGGAAGGCCCAAGGACCGGCGUGGGUGCUCUCACAACUCGGCUCGCCGAAUGAAAAACCAUCAUGCAGCUAG
Molecule: messenger RNA, 924 nt
Organism: Capronia epimyces CBS 606.96
Lineage: Eukaryota; Fungi; Ascomycota; Eurotiomycetes; Chaetothyriales; Herpotrichiellaceae
Exons: 2
Coding region: 1-924 (307 amino acids)
Biological process (GO): nucleotide metabolic process
Molecular function (GO): ATP:ADP adenylyltransferase activity; ATP binding
Source: RefSeq, a predicted model, not a curated record